AUGAAGACUAUGAUUCUGCUACUUUAUCUUCUAGGGUCAACUCAGUCAUUACCGACGCAGCUCAACCCUGUUUUGGGACUUCCUCCAACAAAACCGGCUCCACACCAGGCAACACUUCUAAACCAGCAGCAGCCAAAUCAGGUACUCCCCUCUUUAAGUCUGAUACCAUUGAUGCAGAUGUUCACACUGGGGUCAGAUCUGCAGCUGCUAAAUCCUGCUGCAGGGAUGCCACCUGGUACCCAGACCCUCCCCCUGAGCCUGGGGGGACUGAACACACAACAGCAGCUGCAAUCCCAAAUGUUACCAGUUAUUGUAGCACACCUUGGAGCCCAUGGUGCUAUCAUAAGCUCAGAAGAAUUGCCGGUGGCCCCCAAAAUCUUCGCAGGACUCCUUUUUCAGCCACUGUUCCCGGGAUCCAUCCUGCCUACCAGUCCAGCUAAUCCAGAUGCCCAGAAUGGAAUCCUUCCUGCAGGGCAAGCCGGAGUGAACCCUGCCAUCCAGGGAACUCCAGAGGGCUUUUCCACAACUCCCAGCGACAUAGACGAUGACUUUGGAGUGACCGCUCCUGCAGGCAUCCAAAAGGGCAUGCACACCACCCAGGAAACCACCACUGGGUCUCCAAAUGUGCAAUGCAAGGAUCAACCCGGUUGCACACGCACAGGUGACGACACAGGAGAAGUGACCGGAACGUCCUUAGACAGAAAGCUGAGGAUGAAGGGGAAGGACCUUCGCCCUGAUGCCUUGCCGCCCCUUCAUCUGAGGCAGAUCUGUCUGCAGCAGCCAGAGUGGCCAGAUAUUAGUUUAUUUAUUGGCUAA
Messenger RNA from Neogale vison (American mink), 816 nucleotides. RefSeq names its product amelotin (gene AMTN). The record is from RefSeq and is a predicted model, not a curated record. The transcript is spliced from 8 exons. NCBI's taxonomy places the organism in Eukaryota, Metazoa, Chordata, Mammalia, Carnivora, Mustelidae. The coding region runs from base 1 to 816 and encodes 271 amino acids. Gene Ontology annotation, cellular component: cell-cell junction; basement membrane. Gene Ontology annotation, biological process: odontogenesis of dentin-containing tooth; positive regulation of enamel mineralization.